Molecule: messenger RNA, 1435 nt
Organism: Caenorhabditis auriculariae
Lineage: Eukaryota; Metazoa; Nematoda; Chromadorea; Rhabditida; Rhabditidae
Source: the annotation of a GenBank genome assembly
AUGGUACAGAAAGGAAUCUUAGUACCAGUCGAACAUGCAGAAUGGGCCUCAGCUGUGGUGGUGGUUCCGAAACCAGGGGGUAAAGUAAGAAUCUGUGGAGAUUUUAAACAGACCAUAAACCCUUGGCUGGACGUGAGCCAGUACCCGCUUCCGAAACCGGAAGAGUUAUUUCAUGCACUAAAUGGUGGACAGAAAUUCUCAAAGAUCGAUCUGAAAGAUGCGUAUCUGCAGUUGGAAUUGGAGGAAGAAUCUAAACAGUAUCUGAUAUUGAAUACAUUGAAAGGACUGUUUAGAUAUGAAAGACUUCCUUUUGGCGUAGCAUCGGCUCCUGCAAUAUUCCAGAAAACAAUGGAAACGAUGUUGCAGGGGGUUCCCGGAGUUAUAGUCUAUCUGGACGAUAUCACUAUAACCGCGCCAUCCGACGAAGAGCACAUAAAACGAUUAAGAGAAGUGCUGAAGAGAAUUAAGGACUAUGGUUUUCGGGUGAAGAAAGAGAAAUGCGAAUUUCUCAAACCGGAAAUAGAAUACCUGGGACAUAUAGUAAACGCCGAAAGCGUAAAAACGUCCUCAAAAAAGGUAGAAGCCAUAGUCAAGAUGCCACCACCAAAAAACUUAAAGGAAUUACAGUCGUUCUUAGGCAUGAUAACUUAUUACGGGAAGUAUAUACCAAACCUGUCAUCUGAAAGUGCACCGUUGAAUCGGUUGCGACAAAAUGAUGCUGAGUGGGUUUGGGGAGAAAAGGAGCAGAUGGCCAUAGAUAAAAUAAAGAAAAUACUGGUAGACAGUGGAACACUGGCACACUACGACCCUACAGAGCAGAUAGUGCUCGCGACGGACGCGUCGGAUUACGGGCUAGGUGCAGUGAUAUACCACAAGUACCGUGAUGGUACAGAGAAAGUGAUAGCGUACGCAUCUAGAACUCUCACCGGAUCCGAGAAGAAUUAUGCGCAAAUUGAGAAAGAAGCGUUGGGCAUUAUCUAUGGCAUUGAAAAAUUUAACCAACAAAAAUCAAGGAAAAAAAUCAAUUGAUGACCUCAGUGACCAACCGGGUUUUCCUAAAGGUUCGUUCUUUCGAAAAAAAAAUCCAGCGAGCCUUCUUUGAUUCCAGUUUUCAAAAAAGUUUUAAAGUAAUUUUUUUGUAUUUCAGAAGUUGAGUUCUUCCCAGCAAUGAGCGAGGCCGAAGAAGGAUAUUCUCAGCAGUCACAGGUCAGUGAAGAAACUAUUUUCCUUUUCAAAAGGCAAAUAACUUUUUUUCCGGUUAAUUUCAAAAUCAUCUUUUGAAAAAUAGGUCACUCACGAAUUGAUACUUUCAACUUGACUUCAACCUUUUCAGACAUUUUCUCAAUCUCAAUCUUCUACGUUCGACAACCCGACAACUUCCAGCGACACGAUCUUCGCAGCUUUCAACGACGCCAUCAAUUACGUGAACAAUUGA